GAGAGGGACAUGGCAGAGAGAGGGACAUGGCACCGAACAUUGGCCGCUCACCCUGGACAGGGAUGUGACUUCCUAUAGUUCUAAGGCUGCUUUCACACUAGGAGGUUCUCCCGUUAAUACACGUUCUGCAUCCGAUCCUGGUGCAUGUAAAGGGGUCUUGAAGUGUGGGUGUGGGAUCUCUUAACUCCCACGCGUUUUAUGGAAGAAUUACCAUCACUAAUAUGGGGAUUGGAUCCAGUGUUCUUAGCAUUUGCCAAGUUGUACAUUAGAGACAUUUUAGAACUAAAAGAGUCUAAUCAAGUACCCGGAAUCUUUUUCUACAAUGGUCAUCCCAUCAAACAAGUGGAUAUUUUAGGAACUGUUGUCAGUGUCAGAGAGAAGGAAGCGUUCUACAGCUAUGGAGUGGACGACAGCUCCGGGGUGAUUAAUUGUACAUGCUGGAAAUCCUCUGGGCCAAAAUGUCUGUCUUCUUCAGUGGAUCAGAAAAGUACAUCAAAAGCAAAGGAUCUCGAUGGAUUUAUGCAAGAGCUGUACCGACAGGAGAGCAGACAGGCCAAGAUGGAAAUUGGGGAGGUCAUCAGAGUCCGGGGUUACAUCAAGGUCUUUAGGAAUCAGAGGGAGGUGGUCGCCUCGGUGUUCUAUAAAGUGGAAGACCCCACACUGGAUGUACAGAUCAGCCAGAUGCUGGAUCUCCCGCACCUUUACAGAAAUGUCUAUGACAAGCCCUUUAUUAUCCCAGAUCACCUGAGGGAUCCAUCCCAUGGAAUCUCACAUGAUGCUGUGUUGUCACAUUCUGGCCUCAUUUUACAGCUGAGUGAAAAAAUAAAGGAGUUUCUGGAUGAAAACCAAAUCUGCAAUUUUUACCAAGGUGAACUGGAAAGUGUGCCAAUCCUACUGUCCACUGCCACCAAACCAAGCCAUAAUACUGAGGCGGGGGAAGGCUCAAGUGUCACAUCUAGAGAAAUUCAUAAUGUAUUUAAAGACGCCAUACAGUUACUUCGGGAAAAAGGCAUUGUCUACCUAAAGGGGCACAAGACAGGUGUUUAUCAGGUGACUGAUCAGGACAAGGAGUUACAUAAAUUAGCUCUGAACAUCAUCCAGGAGGAUUGCCGGAGGCAGAGACAUGCGGAUAAAGGAUGCCACCUCCUCCACAUCCUGAACUGUGUGCAACUAACAUUAGGUUCCAGCAUCAAUGAGACUAUACUGCAGCGGGUCAUUGAUACUCUCGAAAGGAACAGCGACAUCAUUAGCACCAUGGAAAAGUAUUACACAUCCUUCUGAUGAAGAUCACUGGAGAAGAUGUAAUGUCUUUUGCAGUUUUUGCUUUGUUUUCUUAAAGGGGUACUCCGGUGGAAAACUUUAUAUUUUUUUUUUUAUAGCAACUGGU
Hyla sarda is the source of this 1387-nucleotide messenger RNA. It is a transcript of the gene STN1, whose product is annotated as STN1 subunit of CST complex. Lineage: Eukaryota; Metazoa; Chordata; Amphibia; Anura; Hylidae. Bases 199 to 1281 code for a protein of 360 amino acids. Gene Ontology annotation, biological process: double-strand break repair via homologous recombination; DNA replication; telomere capping. Gene Ontology annotation, molecular function: single-stranded telomeric DNA binding. Gene Ontology annotation, cellular component: CST complex; chromosome, telomeric region; DNA replication factor A complex. The transcript is spliced from 11 exons. The record is from RefSeq and is a predicted model, not a curated record.